Canis lupus familiaris (dog) is the source of this 5495-nucleotide messenger RNA. RefSeq names its product desmoglein 1 (gene DSG1). The record is from RefSeq and is marked provisional. Gene Ontology annotation, biological process: homophilic cell-cell adhesion. NCBI's taxonomy places the organism in Eukaryota, Metazoa, Chordata, Mammalia, Carnivora, Canidae. Gene Ontology annotation, cellular component: desmosome; plasma membrane. Gene Ontology annotation, molecular function: gamma-catenin binding; calcium ion binding.
CCCAGCUGCAAUGGACUGGCACUUUUUAAGAACAGCCACAGUGCUGCUCAUUUUUCUGGUGGUGGUGGAAAUUAACAGUGAAUUUCGAAUCCAGGUAAGAGAUUACAACACUAAAAAUGGCACCAUCAAGUGGCAUUCAAUCAGGAGGCAAAAACGUGAAUGGAUCAAGUUCGCUGCAGCCUGUCGUGAAGGUGAAGACAAUUCAAAGAGGAACCCAAUCGCCAAAAUUCAUUCAGAUUGUGCUGCAAACCAGCAAGUUACAUACCGCAUCUCUGGAGUAGGAAUUGAUCAGCCACCUUAUGGAAUCUUCAUCAUCAAUCAAAAAACUGGUGAAAUUAAUAUUACAUCCAUAGUUGAUCGAGAGAUCACCCCUUUUUUCAUUAUCUAUUGCCGGGCUCUGAAUUCACUGGGUCAAGAUUUAGAGAGGCCUCUUGAGCUCAGAGUCAGGGUUCUGGAUAUAAAUGACAAUCCUCCAGUAUUUUCUAUGUCUACUUUCGUAGGACAAAUAGAAGAAAAUUCUAAUGCAAAUACUCUGGUGAUGAGACUCAAUGCUACUGAUGCAGAUGAACCAAAUAACUUGAACUCAAAAAUAGCCUUCAAGAUCAUAAGACAAGAACCUUCUGAUUCACCAAUGUUUAUUAUCAACAGAAACACUGGAGAAAUUCGUACAAUGAAUAAUUUUCUAGACAGAGAGCAAUAUAGCCAGUAUUCCCUUGCUGUGAGAGGCUCAGACCGAGAUGGUGGGGCAGAUGGUAUGUCAGCAGAGUGUGAGUGCAACAUUAAAAUCCUCGACGUUAAUGAUAACAUCCCAUACAUGGAACCGUCUUCUCAUAUGGUUAGAAUUGAAGAAAAUGCUCUAUCUCAAAAUUUGGUCGAGAUUAGAGUAAUCGAUUUGGAUGAGGAGUUCUCAGCUAAUUGGAUGGCAGUAAUUUUCUUUAUCUCCGGAAAUGAGGGAGGUUGGUUUGACAUAGAAAUGAAUGAAAGGACAAAUGUGGGAAUUUUAAAGGUUAUUAAGCCCCUAGAUUAUGAAGCUGUGCAGAAUCUGCAACUUAGUCUCGGUGUCAGAAAUAAAGCUGACUUUCACCAUUCAAUUAUGUCUCAAUAUAAAGUCACAGCAACUGCAAUCUCUGUGACUGUGUUAAAUGUAAUUGAAGGUUCAGUGUUUCGUCCAGGUUCAAAGACAUAUGUAGUAAGGAGUGACAUGGGACAGAAUUAUAAAGUGGGAGACUUUGUAGCUACUGACCUGGACACAGGUCUAGCUUCAACAACUGUUAGAUAUGUAAUGGGAAAUAAUCCAGCUAACCUACUAAAUGUUGACUCAAAAACAGGCGUAAUUACUUUGAGAAAUAAAGUUACCAUGGAACAAUAUGAAAUGCUUAAUGGAAAAUACCAAGGAACAAUUCUAUCUAUAGAUGAUGCUCUUCAAAGAACUUGUACUGGAACAAUUAAUAUUGACCUUCAAGGUUCUGGGUGGGAAAAAGAUUCUGAAAAAGUUACCAGUUCACAAAACAGUGGAAGUUCUACUGGAGAUAGCAGUGGAGGUACAGGUGGAGGUGGCAGAGAAAAUCCUAGCGAAGGUGAUACCACUACAAACACAGGUGGCAAAACUUCCACUGACUAUGAAGACGGUGAAACCCAGACACAGAGCAACAACAACCAUCAGGAAUUAGGUAGUAAUAAUCUGUCAGAUAAUGUCCAUUUUGGUCCUGCUGGCAUCGGACUACUCAUCAUGGGAUUCUUAGUCCUAGGAUUGGUCCCAUUUUUGUUGAUGUGCUGUGACUGUGGAGGUGCUCCUGGUGCAGGAGCUGGCUUUGAGCCUGUCCCUGAAUGUUCAGAUGGAGCAAUUCACUCAUGGGCAGUAGAAGGACCACAGCCACUUCCCACAGAUGCGACCACGGUCUGUGUACCACCAAUACCAUCUGAUAAUGCAAAUCUAAUUGAAUGCAUUGACACAUCCGGGGUUUACACAAAUGAGUAUGGUGGCAGAGAAAUGCAAGAUCUGGGAGGAGGAGAAAGAACAACAGGAUUUGAACUAACAGAAGGAGUUAAAACGUCAGGAGUACCUGAAAUAUGUCAAGAAUAUUCUGGAACAUUAAGAAGAAAUUCUAUGAGAGAAUGUAGAGAAGGAGGUCUGAAUAUGAACUUCAUGGAAAGCUACUUCUGUCAGAAAGCAUAUGCUUAUGCAGAUGAAGAUGAAGGACGUCCAUCCAAUGACUGUUUGCUCAUUUAUGAUAUUGAAGGUGUAGGUUCUCCUGCUGGCUCCGUGGGUUGUUGUAGCUUCAUUGGAGAAGAUUUGGGUGACAGCUUUUUGGACACACUGGGGCCUAAAUUUAAGAAGUUGGCAGAUAUCAGCCUGGGAAAAGAAGUUGAACCUGAUCCCUCUUGGCCACCUGAGAGCACUGAACCGAUUUGCCCUCAGCAGGGAACAGAGCCCAUCAUUGGUGGACACCCACCCAUCUCCCCACAUUUCGGUACUACCACAGUCAUUUCUGAGAAUACCUACCCCUCAGGACCUGGUGUACAACAUCCUAUGCCUAUUCCUGAUCCUCUGGGCUAUGGUAAUGUCACUGUGACCGAGUCUUACACCACCUCUGGCACUCUGAAGCCCACUGUCCAUGUUCAUGAUAAUCGACAUGCAUCAAACGUAGUGGUGACAGAGAGGGUUGUUGGCCCAAUCUCUGGCACUGAUUUGCAUGGAAUGUUAGAGAUGCCUGACUUGAGAGAUGGGUCAAAUGUUAUAGUGACAGAAAGGGUAAUAGCACCAAGCUCAAGUCUACCCACCUCUUUGACUAUGCCUGAUCCCAGAGAAUCAUCAAAUGUGGUAGUGACAGAAAGAGUAAUCCGACCAGCUUCUGGCAUGAUGGGCAAUCUAAGUAUACACCCUGAGUUAUCAAAUGCCCAAAAUGUGAUUGUGACAGAGAGGGUUGUUUCUGGCUCUGGCAUAAGUGGUAUUAGUGGCCUAGUUGGCAGUGCAAUGGGAGUAAGUGGUGGUGGCAUUGGGCUGAACAGCCUGGGAGGAGGUGGUGGCCUGAGUAGCAGCAUGGGGGGCACAGCCACCAUCGGUCAUGUGAGGAGCUCCUCUGACCAUCACUUUAGCCAGACCCUUGGAUCUGCCUCCCCUAGUACUGCCCGAAGCCGAAUCACAAAGUACAGUACAGUACAAUAUACUAAGUAGCCAGGAUCCCAGUACAUUUGUUCUCAGUAAUGGUGAUUUAGAUUCCAUUCCCACCACCAAAAAACUAAUGAUGUGUUUGAUGAUGUGCAGGUAGGUGCUAAAAAACUGUGGAACAAGGUCAGAAACCACAAUGAGAAAGAUGGAAACAGUGCUAUUGGGCAAGAGCUCUCCCUAGCAUUUGUAAACUUUUUUCUUAUAUUAAUACUUAUGGAAUCAUGACAGUGAAGUAAAACUUGAGACAGGGUCUUCUUUGCUUCUGUGUGGCCUGUCAUAUAUCUCCAGCACAGGGAAUAAAUUAAACUCAGUCAUGCAAAACCACUGGCCUUAAGAUGGCUAUCAGCACAACUCUCCUUACUCUGUUUUGAUUUGCCAUGUAGCUCAGGCAAUAUUAAAAAAGGACUAAACAUGUAACAUGAGCUCACAUAUGUAGGAAGAAUUUGAAAUAUGUGCUAAGCACCUGGUCAGUUUCACAGAUAAUAGGAAUAAAAAUCCAACCAUGUAUUCAGACCAUGAUGAACCAUUAAAGAAAACAAAAUCUGGCUACACAAUCCAGUUCACAAGCCAUCAAGCACUCCUACCUUAAUAAUUGCACUAGAUAAAAUAAACCUCAAAUGAGGAACAAUUUCCUGGGAGGAAAUUUCCACAAGGGAAUGGCAAUAGGGGAGAUUCAUUUGGGGAAAACUGGAAAUGUCUGAACCUGAAUCUUGAGAUGGGGCCUCAGCUAAAAUUCACAUGGAGUCCAGGAGUUUUCUGAUUCUAGUUUGUGUUUUGUGGUAGAUGUGAGGUUGCAGAAUAUCACACUCGUUCUUCUUAUCACUGUGGCUCUUACCUAAAGGCAGAAAGCUUGCCAAGUAUACUUCUCUGACUGAAGCAAGUAACACCUGACAUGGUUGUCAUCCCUAAUGGUAAAUUACCUUCCAAGGAAGCAGAUGGAUACCACUUUGUAUUUUCAGAUGUGUGUUUAGUAAGUGUUAUUCACCUACAUCCAGCUCUCUAUUAUACAUCUCUUAAGUUAAAAUAAUUUACUUAAGCUGAGCUGUGAAAAAACUCUGCAGUAUGGUUAAGCUUUGGGGGGAUUUUUUUAAGGGGAUCUAAAAAAAGUUUUUAGAACAUGUAAAAUGUUUAAUGGGAAAAGUUAGUUCUGUAAAGUAAUGCUGUACUAUUAGUUUUAAUUGAGUUUAGUACUUUUAAAAACAACACUCUGCUGCUAUUUUAAAGAGGUCAACCAAAACCUUUUAACAGAGUUGAUGAUAUUGUGUUAACUUAUGUGAAAUUGUACUAGACAAUCCCAUAUCCUUACUCUAUCUCACUCCCUAACUAAAUUUUCUCACUAGAAUAAAUCUUAUAUUCCUUAUUUAAUUUGUUGAUAAAACUCUUGGCUUAUAUAAUAUUCCAAUUUAUAGAUAGUUCCCAAAUUAUAUAGUAUGAUAUAUUUUUCUAGCUUCAAAAUUUAGCAAUAUACUAUUUAUGAUAAGCCAUUUCUGUGUGUUUGCUAUAUAGUAAUACCUGGUUUAAAAAAUCUCUAAAUAGAACCAAAGCAUUCUUAGACAGGGAUAAACUUGCUAUGGCAAGAUAGAGAAUUUUUUUUCUCAUUUCUAAAUUCAGUGUUGAUAUGAGCUCACUAAAGUGAAACUAGAUAUGACAAAAUUGUUCAAGGACUAUUCCCUGUUGAUUACUCAAAUUUCCCAAGGUAUUACAAAAUCCAAGAAUAGUCAACUUCCAACACUUUUCAAAGGGAGCUAAGGAGUGAACUAUUUUAUCAGAGCUAUUUUGCUCUAUGUUAUAGUAGAUGAUGUCAAUAUUUUCAAAGCCACAAUAUACAUCUUAUUUUACAUCUGUAGUCUAUGUGAAAUUUUGAUAGUCUGUAGCAUGUCAAAAUGCAGAGGUGUAAAUAAAGUCAUUUACAGGGACUCUUUUAUUUCUUUCUCCCAUUUGGGGAGGGGGGAGCUUCCAUUAAUGAUGGAUAAUCUUUCCAGAAAUAAAGUCAAGAUGUAUUUAUUGAAAUAUGCUUGAUUAUGCUGGAUCCAGGAGUUUGAAGGAAUAAAAAUAAUUACUAGUUAAUUAAUUCAAGGGAAUGGUAUCUGACCAAAAGUAGCUUCUGUGUCACUUUGAUUUCUCAUCAGAAGUGUUUUUUAAAGACUCUGGAUAUCUUCCAAAAAAGUUUUUUAGAUUGUCUAACAAAUGCCAGAGUGACCAUCUUUAAUAACUGUUGUUAUGAAGAUCCAUUAGUAAAAAACCAUGGAAGAUAUAAAAAAUGACAGUAUUAGUUGUCAAUUUUUCUAGGAAGAUACUUUCAAAUAAAUUUUUUGUCAGGAUUACA